Messenger RNA from Cylindrotheca closterium, 1767 nucleotides. Lineage: Eukaryota; Bacillariophyta; Bacillariophyceae; Bacillariales; Bacillariaceae. The record is from the annotation of a GenBank genome assembly.
AUGGCUUUCCUUCCACCAAGCCGUGAAUAUUCUCGGCUUUCGACACAUCAAAUAGGAAGUACAGCGGAAAAACGACAAGGGUUCGAGUCCAUCCUUGGCGCCGAGAAAGCAAAGCAGCUAGAACAGCUCGUAGAGGAACGUUCUCUAGCUCGGUUGGAGGGGAACUAUUUACAUGCAGACAUGAUUCGAGACCAAAUAUCUAGCCUGGAUUUGCCUGACAAUUGGGAAGUAGUGGUGACGGAUGUACCAAGGAAACAGGGUGGAGGAUCCACUUGGGAACUAGUGCAAACGAAACAAGAAAUGCCAAUCUUGGAAGGUCCAACCGUUUUGCAACUGGCACAUGCAGCACUUGGCUUGGCAGUGGAAUGUUCUGUUCAGGCGAACCUCGGACGAGCACAUACUGCCUUGGGAAUGCAACAACAAACUUCCCACAAGGAAAAUGAAGGCAACGAACAACUAGAUUUCAUUGUGGAACAAGCCAAAGCUAGAUUUCAGCAUACCAACUGGACCGACGCAGAGCUGGCAGGUAGAAAAGCUGCGGAUGCUGCGUUUUGGUUUGCUCUUGCAGGGGUGACCGAUCAAUUCAUCUUUGAAAACCUCACCGACGUUGCUACUCGCGAGCUGGGUCGUUUUGGUUCUCGAUCCUCUUGUCGAGCCAAGGACAUCUACCAGAUAAUGGAACGCUUUUCGGCGGCAGGAUUUCAGAAUACGGAUCGACUGGAAGAAGCUGCCAAAAAGGCGCUGAUUGCCAAAGGAGAUACUGAUGAUUGUGACCCUCUUCUAGACUUCCAUUCCGAUCGAUCUCUGUUAUUGAUUUGGAAAUUCUCUACCAAACAAAAGAAGCAACGUGCAUUCUUACGUUCUGCUCUCACGCACUGGCAACGGCAAAAGGGAGAUGGCGAAGAGGAAGAAAGCGGAGACUCAGAAUUGACGAAGACUGAUGAUAUGGAUAUCGGGGAGGCCCAAAUACAGGAAUAUAACUGGAAUGGUAUGUUCAAGGAUCCUUCUCGACCUCUCGUGAUUGAUGUUGGCUGUGGCAUGGGUGUAUCAUUGCUGGGCUUGGCAAGUGGAAACAGCCAAGUAUCUUCACAAGUUCUACUUGGCGAAAAUUCAUCUUCAUUGUCAUGGAAAGACUGUAAUUUUGUUGGAUUGGAUCUAGGAGCACUUGGAAUUGGGUACGCACGCGGCCUAGCUUUUCGUCGGGGCAUUGACGAUCGCCUCCAAUUUGUCGUUGAUUCUGCAGAAAGUUGUUUACAGAGCUUGGUUCGAUCGUAUCCCGGUCCCAUCAAACUUUGUUUGAUCCAGUUUCCGACCCCGUACUCUCUAAAAACAACACCAGGGACUGGGAACACGCAGCUGCCUAGUUCGCCUCGUGAUGGAUUUAUGGUCACAGAAGAACUUCUUCACUUGGUGCAUCAAGCUUUGUCCAAAUCGGAUGGAAAGUUGCUGCUUCAAUCGAAUUGUGAGGAUGUUGCUGUAUAUAUGCACGAUCUGGCGAUAGAGAAGGUUGGCUUUCAAGUUGAAGCUGCUGAUCAAAGCAUGUCGGAGACAACGUGUGCAUCAUAUGGCUAUACUAGCUCAACUCCACGAGUACCACAACGAAUGGCGGAUUGGAUUACCAUGGGGGGCAAACGGGCAGUAGGUGAUGAUUGGAGUAAGGCACCCAUUCUACACAGAGCAAGUGCUACAGAGACAGAGGUUGCAUGUGCGCUGAACGGAACACCCGUUCAUAGAUGCGUACUACGAGCAGUUGGCGAUCAAAUUUAG